Molecule: messenger RNA, 1395 nt
Organism: Hyaena hyaena (striped hyena)
Lineage: Eukaryota; Metazoa; Chordata; Mammalia; Carnivora; Hyaenidae
Gene: ILKAP
Product: ILK associated serine/threonine phosphatase
Exons: 12
Coding region: 97-1275 (392 amino acids)
Biological process (GO): protein dephosphorylation
Molecular function (GO): cation binding; protein serine/threonine phosphatase activity
Source: RefSeq, a predicted model, not a curated record
CCCGCAGCCGCCGCCGCCGCCGCUGCCGCCGCCGCCCUCGGGCUGCGCGACCGCCGCCGCCGCUGCCGCCGCCGCCGCCGCCGCCCAGCCUCGGCCAUGGACCUGUUCGGGGACCUGCCGGAGCCCGAGCGCUCGCCGCGCCCGGCUGCCGGCAAAGAAGCUCAGAAGGGACCUCUGCUCUUCGACGACCUCCCUCCGGCCAGCAGUACUGACUCAGGGCCGGGGGGACCUUUGCUUUUCGAUGACCUCCCACCAGCCAGCAGUGGGGAUUCAGGUUCUCCUGACACUUCGAUGUCCCAGAUGGUAAAGAGCGAAGGGAAAGGAGCAAAGAGAAGAGCCCCCGAAGAAGAGAAGAACGGCAGUGAAGAGCUUGUGGAAAAGAAAGUUUGUAAAGCCUCCUCGGCGAUCUUUGGUCUGAAGGGCUACGUGGCCGAGCGGAAGGGCGAGCGGGAAGAGAUGCAGGACGCCCACGUCAUCCUGAACGACAUCACUGAGGAGUGCAGGCCCCCGUCAUCCCUCAUUACUCGGGUUUCAUAUUUUGCUGUUUUUGAUGGACACGGAGGAAUUCGAGCCUCAAAAUUUGCUGCACAGAAUUUGCAUCAGAACUUAAUCAGGAAAUUUCCUAAAGGAGAUGUGAUCAGUGUCGAGAAAACCGUGAAGAGAUGCCUUUUGGACACUUUUAAGCAUACUGACGAAGAGUUCCUUAAACAAGCCUCAAGCCAGAAGCCCGCCUGGAAAGACGGCUCCACUGCCACGUGUGUCCUGGCUGUGGACAACAUCCUGUACAUCGCCAACCUCGGAGACAGUCGGGCAAUCCUGUGUCGGUUUAACGAGGAGAGCCAGAAGCACGCGGCCUUGAGCCUCAGCAAGGAGCACAACCCCACCCAGUACGAGGAGCGGAUGAGAAUCCAGAAGGCCGGCGGGAACGUCAGGGAUGGACGUGUGUUGGGUGUGCUGGAGGUGUCGCGCUCCAUCGGGGACGGGCAGUACAAGCGCUGUGGGGUCACCUCUGUGCCCGACAUCAGACGCUGCCAGCUGACCCCCAAUGACAGGUUCAUUUUGCUGGCCUGUGACGGCCUCUUCAAGGUCUUUACCCCAGAAGAAGCCGUCAACUUCAUCUUGUCCUGCCUGGAGGACGAGAAGAUCCAGAGCCGGGAAGGGAGGCCCACGGCGGACGCGCGCUACGAGGCAGCCUGCAACAGGCUGGCCAGCAAGGCGGUGCAGCGCGGCUCGGCGGACAACGUCACGGUGAUGCUGGUGCGGAUAGGGCAGUGAGGGCGCGCGGGGGCGCGGGGCUGGCCUCGGAGGCCCGCUGCGCGUGCGCGCGCCACGGGUGUGUCGUGUACUCCUGUGGGACCCCCGUGGUUGUAAAUAAAGGUUUCGGUUUUUUUUCUA